Nycticebus coucang (slow loris) is the source of this 456-nucleotide messenger RNA. Its product is annotated as rho GTPase-activating protein 15-like. Lineage: Eukaryota; Metazoa; Chordata; Mammalia; Primates; Lorisidae. The transcript has 5 exons. The coding region runs from base 31 to 456 and encodes 141 amino acids. Gene Ontology annotation, cellular component: cytoplasm. The record is from RefSeq and is a predicted model, not a curated record. Gene Ontology annotation, biological process: regulation of GTPase activity.
AUUUUUGUGAUGCUACAGUCCUGACUAUAGAUGGUUGAAAAAGAAGGUUAUCUUCAAAAAGCUAAAAUUGCAGAUGGAGGAAAGAAACUAAGGAAAAACUGGUCUACUUCCUGGAUUGUUCUUUCUAGUAGAAAAAUUGAAUUUUACAGAGAACCCAAACAACAGGCUCUGUCCAAUACGAAAACUGGGCACAAAGCAGAAAGUGUGGAUUUGUAUGGGGCACAUAUAGAAUGGGCCAAGGAAAAAUCAAGCAGAAAGAAUGUCUUUCAGUCAAAAGCUUAUCAAACUAUUAAUGUGGAUUCAGAGAUGGGCAGAGGCCUGAGUCCAGGGAAAAAUGAAAUUGAUAGACUGUCUGGCUGGUUUGAGGGCAUGGGAAGCUGUAUUACAAGGCAUUUGACGUUAUUGUUGCAGAUAUGUGAACCCUCACCCACGGGUUCUAGGAAAAGAACAAGUUGA